AUGGGCUCAGAAACCACCCCUCCCUCCAAGCCCUCCGCAAUUCCAUCCCACAUGUUGAACGGUGGCUCCCCUUUGCAAUCGUCUUCGGGCCCUAGCACAGGGACUACCGCACGCGAUGUCCGUGAACGUGAGAGUCUCAAUUCUUCCAUUCGCUCGUCCUUUGCGCCUCGAGUGCCUGCGGGGCUAGGAUUUGAUGUCGAGGCCGCUGCUACACCCAGUGACGAUGCGACGGUUCGGGAGGCAGCAGAAGCUCCUACUGCUUUGGCUACCCGCGGAAGACCGACUUUGAAUGGCCCUCCCCGCGAUCCCCGGGACGAGGGCGGUCCGUUGACCCCGCCGGCGACUGUAUCCCGCCCCGCCAGUCCUUAUACACUGAACCCCCCAAUCGAUUUUGAUGGACUGAGCUGGCCUUGCCCUGGAACUCGGCAGCGGUUAGAUUCCACCCCCGAAGAAAACGAAGAACGAUUGAAGAAGCUUUCAGGUGCCGUCAGAACAAUUUUAGAAUGUGUUGGAGAAGACCCUGAGCGCGAGGGCCUCCGUGAGACCCCCGAGAGGUACGCCAAGGCCAUGCUCUACUUCACCAAGGGCUAUGAAGAGAACGUUCGAGACCUGGUCAACGGUGCAGUCUUCCAUGAAGACCACGAUGAAUUGGUCAUUGUCAAGGACAUUGAUGUGUUCUCUCUGUGUGAGCACCAUAUGGUCCCUUUUACUGGAAAGAUGCAUAUCGGUUACAUCCCGGAUCGUCGUGUCCUGGGACUUUCAAAACUGGCCCGUCUGGCUGAGAUGUUCUCUCGCAGACUUCAGGUUCAAGAGAGACUGACCAAGCAGGUCGCCUUGGCAAUUUCGGAGGUGCUGAAGCCUCGGGGUGUUGGCGUUGUGAUGGAGUCUUCCCACCUCUGUAUGGUCAUGCGUGGCGUGCAGAAGGUUAGCAGCACUACCACAACAAGUUGCAUGCUGGGAUGCAUGCGCUCAAGUGCUAAAACCCGCGAAGAGUUUUUGACACUGCUUAACCGACGCUAA
Messenger RNA from Penicillium angulare, 1020 nucleotides. RefSeq names its product GTP cyclohydrolase I. Gene Ontology annotation, biological process: tetrahydrofolate biosynthetic process; tetrahydrobiopterin biosynthetic process. Gene Ontology annotation, molecular function: GTP binding; GTP cyclohydrolase I activity; zinc ion binding. Gene Ontology annotation, cellular component: cytoplasm. The record is from RefSeq and is a predicted model, not a curated record. Lineage: Eukaryota; Fungi; Ascomycota; Eurotiomycetes; Eurotiales; Aspergillaceae. The transcript is spliced from 4 exons. Bases 1 to 1020 code for a protein of 339 amino acids.